Herpailurus yagouaroundi (jaguarundi) is the source of this 5629-nucleotide messenger RNA. It is a transcript of the gene CFAP74, whose product is annotated as cilia and flagella associated protein 74. Lineage: Eukaryota; Metazoa; Chordata; Mammalia; Carnivora; Felidae. The record is from RefSeq and is a predicted model, not a curated record. The coding region runs from base 241 to 5226 and encodes 1661 amino acids. The transcript is spliced from 38 exons.
CGCCCUGCGGAGUCCCCAGGGCCUCCCGACUCGGUUCUGCAAAGGAUAACCGGGUCUGGGAAGCGGGAGGGCCUCCGCUCCGACGUCGUCCACCAGCGGAUACUCGUUUAUCCGCUCGCAGUUUGGGCUUGAGCGAGCCUUCCUUGAACGUGUGCAAGGACUGGGCACUGAGCAGCUAAUUUCUGCUUCCCAAGAUGGAAGAAGACGCUAACCAGUUAACUACGAAGGAGCUUUUGGACAAUGUCCCGAUUGCGGAAGAUGAAAGAGAUGAACCAGAGGCUCCAGAGUUCCAGGCUGAAUUUCUUCCUCCGGCAGCUGAGAAGGGUGCCGACUCGGGAGGCCGCCGGUAACUAUGCCCGGGCGGGCCCCUUGCUCCCCGCCCCCCAGCCUGGGCACCCCCGGCCGAAAGGUGGAGCCGGGCGGGGGCGAGCAGCGCGCGAGGGCCGCCGCUGUCCUUCCGCAUUAAGCCCGGGGAACGCCGAUGCUGACCCAAGUGGGAAGAAAACAGCCGCCCCAGCCAGGUUCCAGGCCUGCGGCCUGCGGAGGCCCUUGGGCCGCCUGGAGACGCCGCAGGAGGAGAAAGAGCGGCUCGGUCAGAAAACCAGAGGAGAGCUGCGUGCUUGCCGCCAGAGGAUAGAGCUCAUCGCCAAGCAGCAGGCGAGCGUGGCGGCCGAGGUGGCUGCAGGGAGAGAGGCCAACAACACCGCCUCCGUGGGCCGCCUCCAGGCGGUGUCCAGACGCCUGUGCACAGAGCUGGACGACGAGAGAGCCCUGCAGUCCCAGCUCAGAGCCGCGUUGCUGAAGAGCGAGAGCGCCACGUGGCACAUUGCGAUCCAGAAGGGACAGCUUGAGGAUGUCCAAGCGUCUGCCCAAGAGGAGGAAGCAGCUGCCAGGAAGGGCCUCCGGGCGCACGCGGCCGAGCAGCUGCCCCGCGAGGAGGAGGCCCUGAAGAAGGCCGAGAGGACCCGGCUGCUGAGGGUCAGGAAGGCCAUGCAUCUGCAGAAGGAGCACGGGCUCAGGCACCAGAAGCUGGUGGAAGACGCCAAGAAGAAUCACAAGAUCGCGGUGAAGUUCCUGAAGGCUUCCCUGGGAAGAAUCCGCGAGCAGGAGAGGGAGAAGGAGAUGGGGUCCCAGGAGCACAUGAAGAGGCGCAUGGACGCCGUGCUGGCUUUGAAGAACAGUAUCAGUGCCAACAGGGAAACACUCCGGAAAUUUCAAGCAUGGGGCCAGGCCAGGGCAGAGCUGGCUGAGCAGAAGGCCCGGGCCCAGAAGGAGAUGAUUCUGGCCCAAGGUGGGGACGCUUUCAGACACCUUUUCCAUCAACGCCAGCGCCAGGAGCUGGAAGCCCAGAACCGCGCCUUCGAGGAGCAGCAGAGGCUCAGAAAGCAGGAGAUCGUAGGUCGGAUUCUGAAAGAAGAGGCUGCGGGAGAAACCAGGAGGAAGAGGCAGUCUUCUCCCACCAAAGCCACGGGCCGGCUGACCCUGAGAGAUGAGACAUGGGGCUACAUCUCAGACGUCUGCGAGGACAGGGGCACGGUGGCCCUUCCCCGCAACCUGCCGCAGGACAGCGAAGCGGUCUCACCCCCCAGAGCCUCUCAGUUACUGGAAGCCAACUCCUAUGAGUCCGUCCAGGGGGACUCGGGGAGCAUCACCCGGGAACAUGACACGCUGGCCGAGCCGGAGAUCCCCAGGCUCUGGAAGGAAGACUAUAAGCCGAACCAGGUGCCCAAAGAGGAGGUGGACAGGAAGCCCGUGGGCGGGACAAAGAUGGACAAGGACAUCCUGGCGCGCACCAUGGAGCAGCUGCGCAGCAGGGUGACCCACAGGCAGGUGGCGUCCGGGCACGAGUUCAAAGGUCGCCCCUUCAAUAGCAAACCCAAGCUCGUCCACUUCAAGGACUUCGACGUCGGCAAAGUGUACAAGAAGAAGAUCACGCUGAUAAACGCCACCUACACCAUCAACCACUGCAAGCUGGUGGGCGUGGAGGAGCACCUCAGGGACUUCGUCCACGUCGACUUUGACCCCCCUGGUCCCAUGUCAGCCGGGAUGUCCUGCGAAGUCCUUGUCACCUUCAAGCCCAUGAUAAACAAGGAUCUGGAAGGAAGCGUCUCAUUUCUGGCUCAGACGGGUGGAUUUUCUGUUCCACUGAAGUGUUCCACGAAGAAGUGUAUGCUGUCUCUUGACAAGGAGCUCAUCGACUUUGGCAGCUACGUGGUGGGUGAGACCGCCUCCCGGAUCGUCACGCUGACCAACAUCGGAGGUCUGGGCACCAAGUUCAAGUUUCUUCGGGCAUCGGAGUCCUGUGAGAUGGACAUCUCCCAGUCGGUCGCGAAAACAAGCAGUCUGUUCACAUAUGAAGAUAAAGGUAUUUACGAUAAAAUCACCACCAGCUUUUCUGAGCAAAGGAUUGAGGGCAAUGAGUCCCCUCCCAUAGACAUGACAAGCCAGAAGGAGUCUGGGAAGCCGGACGGCAAGAAGCAGGAGGAGGGGCGCCCUGCAGAAUCAGAGGGAGUGACCAUGAGCACUGUGAUGACCAUACCUCCCAACGAGGAGCAGACGGAGAUCUCUCUGGGAGAGGUGGCAGAGGGGGAGAUUGGCCCCUUCGGCUCCAUCAAAGUGCCGGUCAUCUUCACGCCCAUCAUCCCAGGAGCGGUCUACACCAAGUUCAAGGUCGUGUUUAAGAAUCAGCAGUGUCCCACGUUAUAUUUCAGAGUCACAGGCGUUGCUAUCGAUGUGCCCGUGUGGGUGCCAAAGCCCAGCGUAGACUUGAAGAUCUGCAUGUAUGACCGGCUGUAUCAGGACUCCAUCCUCGUCCACACACGGUCGAAAACGGCCCUGCGUCUGAAGUUUGAAGUGUGCAAGGAGCUGAGGGGCCACAUGGAGCUCCUGCCGGAGACGGGCUACAUCCAGGCCCAGUCCUCCUACACCGUGCAGCUCAAGUUCCUGCCGCGACACUCCCUCCCAGAAGAUGCAGGGAAGUAUUUCGACAAGGAAAGCAGAGUCCUGGAGGCCCCAAUGACAAUCCGGGUGGCUGACCAGAUCAAGCCGGUGGGGUUUACGGUACACGCAGUGGUCACCACCUCGGACCUGGAGCUCAGCCCCUCGGCAGUGGACUUUGGCCACUGCACCGUGUACGAGGCCGUCAGAACCCAAGUCAGCCUCUGCAACCUCUCCCUCCUGCCCCAGGGUUUUGGGUUCGUCGGGCUCCCCAAGUUUGUGGACGUCCAGCCCAGUGACGGGUUUGGGACAAUCCUGCCGCUGGAAACGCUGCAACUUGACGUGAUCUUCCAGCCCACCAAGGCCAAGGAGUACAACUUCGAGCUCGUCUGCAAGUCGGAGAUCAACCGGUGCUUCAGGCUGUCUUGCCGAGCCGUGGGCGUCCGCCCGCCCCUGGGGCUGUCCCACUACCAGGUCAAGUUUGCAGCCACGUCCCUGUACCACACAUCCGUGGCCACGCUGUACGUCAUCAACUCUCACGUGAGCAUGAGCUCACUGACUCACUCCGCUCCCCGAGUCGGCUCCGAGGACGUCCCUCCCGUGGGGCCCACGACCUUCGAGUUCCUGCCGCCCCCCGACUCGCCCAUCACCAUCUCGCCCUUGGUGGGGACCGUGCUGCCAGGAAAGAGGUGCCUGGUCCAGGUGGCCUUCCGGCCCGUGCUCCCCACCAAGCUGAUCCUCCAGGAAGCCCUCCAGACCCUGACCAAAGAAGCAGAGGUCAAGUCGCCCUGCAAAGACACGGUCACCCAGAGGAAGGACCUAAGGAGACAGUCCUCCACGCUGCGGCUGCAGGGCCGGGACCACCCGCCCCGGGCCUCCACCACCCAGGCUGCCAAGCUGCAGAAACUGGACCUCAAGCCCAGUUCGGACGAGUACCAGGCUGCCCAGGCCACCCUGGCCAGAUCUUUCCAGGGGAGGUUUGACAAGUUUGUGGUUCCCUGUGUCGUUGCCAGUGGUGACACUGAAGACAGGAAGGGGACGGAACCCCUGAGCUUCAGUCCCCACAAUACCCUGUACCUGGAGCUGUGGUGUCCAGCCGUGGCACCGUCUCUCGUGGUGGCCUCCGACAAAGGCAAAACCAUCUUCAACUUCGGUGACAUCGCUGUAGGACACCGUGGCAUAAAAAAGGUCUCCAUCCAGAACAUCUCCCCCGAGGACCUCACCGUGGAGUUCUCUGUGCUGAACCCCAGUGGCCCCUUCAUCUUGCUGACCCCCAUCGGCAAGCUGCCUGCAGGCGAGACCCAGGUCCUGACACUGUCCUUCUCUCCCCGGGAGAGCAUCUUGGCCCGAGAAACACUGGACAUCAUCACCAAGAGAGACACGCUGUCUCUGACCCUCGUGGGCACUGGCGUGGCAUCCACGAUCACGUGCUCCAUUGAAGGGGACGUCCUCGACAUGGGUUACGUGAUUGCCGGAGAGUCUGCGUCCUCAAGCUUCAAGCUGCAGAACAGCUCGGCGCUGCCCAUCAGGUUCUCCAUGCAGCUGGACAGCCUGUCCAGCUCCAGGAGGGGCAAAAGCCAGCAGCGGCUGCCGCAGUUCCUCGCCUUUCCGGCCCAGAGGACUGAAGUCGUGGGCACCCAAAACCACGGCGGCCAGAGCGUGUUCAGCGUGAUCCCCGUCGAGGGCGUCAUAGACCCCGGCAAGACGCAGGACUUUACCGUGACCUUUAGCCCGGACCACGAGAGCCGUUACUUCUCCGACAGGCUGCAGGUGGUGCUCUUCGGAAAGAAACUCUCCCACCAGAUUCUUCUGAAGGGCGCGGCCCGUGAGCACAUGAUGUUCGUAGAGGGUGGAGACCCCCUGGACGUGCCUGUGGAGUCCCUGACCGUGAUCCCCACCUGCGACCCUGAGCACAGAGAAGAAGCCGGGGAGCCGAAGCCCAUCCUGGUGACCCUAGAUUACAUCCGGCUAGACACAGACAUGCCAGCCCCUCCUGCCACCCGAGAGCUGCGGGUGGGCUGCAUCCGGACCACCCGGCUGUCUCCAAAGAAGACCGUCGAGUUCAGCCUGGACGGCGCCGCAUCUCUGCAGCACAAGGGCUUCACCAUUGAGCCCUCCAGAGGUUUCGUGGAGCGUGGCCAGACCAAGACCAUCAGCAUCUCCUGGCUGCCACCUGCAGACUUUGACCUGGAUCAUCCACUCGUGGUGUCAGCCCUGCUGCAGCUCAAGGGGGAUGUGAAGGAGACUUACAAGGUCUUCUUUGUAGCCCAGGUGGUGAGCGGCCCCUGAAGCCACAGGAGUCUCUCCACGCACCUCCUGCUCUCUCUUGAAGCCCUCCUGUGGUCCGCAAACCAGGCCAAGCCACCCGCAGGCCUGGGACCUGGGCAUCCCCUGCUGGGCAAAUUCAAACGUGCAGCCCUCUUCAUGGCCCUAUGGCCGGGGCACCCCAGCCCUGCAGGCAUGGCUGCUUCCUGCUGACCUGGACCCAGCAAGUCUAGAGGCCAAGAGCACCCCUCCCUGGCCCCACUGAGAACAAGGCAACAAGGCCCAUCCUACCCACACGUACUCUUAACCCUGAGCUCCUCAGAGCCCCCAGCCCCACCAGUACCCUCCUGCCCAGCCUUUAGAAGCCCUGGUGCGGGGAAGAGCUGCCCCCACAAGUCUGCCAAUAAACCUUCUGAGCUGCUUCGUA